This is a messenger RNA of Apodemus sylvaticus (European woodmouse), 1384 nucleotides long. It is a transcript of the gene Wnt16, whose product is annotated as Wnt family member 16. Gene Ontology annotation, molecular function: frizzled binding; cytokine activity. Lineage: Eukaryota; Metazoa; Chordata; Mammalia; Rodentia; Muridae. The record is from RefSeq and is a predicted model, not a curated record. The transcript is spliced from 4 exons. Gene Ontology annotation, biological process: cell fate commitment; multicellular organism development; neuron differentiation. The coding region runs from base 40 to 1134 and encodes 364 amino acids. Gene Ontology annotation, cellular component: extracellular region.
AGAGGAGUGGCUGGGGCUGGGGGCCUCCAUGCGUGGGCCAUGGACAGAGCGGCGCUCCUGGCCCUGCCCAGCUUGUGUGCGCUGUGGGCAGUCGUGCUGUCGCUGUUCCCCUGCGGAACCCAAGGCAACUGGAUGUGGUUGGGCAUCGCCUCCUUCGGGGUACCGGAGAAGCUGGGCUGCGCCGGCUUGCCGCUGAACAGCCGCCAGAAGGAGCUGUGCAAGAGGAAACCGUACCUGCUGCCGAGCAUCCGCGAGGGCGCCAGGCUGGGCAUUCAGGAGUGCAGAAGCCAGUUCCGACACGAGAGGUGGAACUGUAUGGUCGCCACUGCCACCUCCACCCAGCUCGCCACAGCCCCCCUCUUUGGCUAUGAGCUGAGUAGCGGCACCAAGGAGACAGCAUUCAUUUAUGCCAUCAUGGCUGCAGGCCUGGUGCACUCUGUAACCAGGUCAUGCAGUGCAGGAAACAUGACCGAAUGUUCCUGUGACACCACCUUGCAGAACGGUGGCUCCGCAACUGAAGGCUGGCACUGGGGAGGAUGCUCUGAUGAUGUCCAGUAUGGCAUGUGGUUCAGCAGGAAGUUUCUGGAUCUCCCCAUCAGAAACACCACAGGAAAAGAAGGCAAAGUCCUGCUGGCUAUGAAUCUACACAACAAUGAAGCGGGGCGGCAGGCUGUCGCCAAGUUAAUGUCUGUGGACUGCCGCUGCCACGGAGUUUCCGGCUCCUGUGCUGUGAAAACCUGCUGGAAGACUAUGUCCUCUUUUGAAAAGAUUGGGCAUUUUUUAAAGGAUAAAUAUGAAAACAGCAUCCAGAUCUCAGACAAAACCAAGAGGAAAAUGCGCAGGAGAGAAAAAGAUCAGAGGCAGACACCCAUUCUCAAGGAUGACUUGCUAUAUGUCCAUAAGUCUCCCAACUACUGCGUGGAGAACAAGAAACUGGGUAUUCCUGGGACACAGGGCCGAGAGUGCAAUCGGACAUCAGGAGGCGCGGAUGGCUGUAACCUCCUCUGCUGUGGCCGAGGCUACAACACCCACGUAGUCAGGCACGUGGAGAGGUGUGAGUGUAAGUUCAUCUGGUGCUGCUACGUCCGCUGCAGGAGGUGUGAGAGCAUGACCGACGUCCACACUUGUAAGUAACCUCUCCAUCCAGCCUAGCAUGAGCCACCUCAGUAGCAACCAAGGCGUUGUCAUCUGGAGGGCGCCCCCUACUGUGCACGGCGCUGCCUGUAAGAGUGUUUCCCAGACCCCUGGGCCAGUCUGCAGUGUCUUCUUUCUGGAAGACUUAAAUCACAAGCUGAUCUUGAGGACUGCUUGGGAUUCUAAAGUUGAAAAUCUUUAGAUGGUUUGGUGAAUAUGCAUUGACAUAUAGGGAACAGCAAUCCGUUUC